This is a messenger RNA of Balearica regulorum gibbericeps (East African grey crowned-crane), 1484 nucleotides long. Lineage: Eukaryota; Metazoa; Chordata; Aves; Gruiformes; Gruidae. The record is from RefSeq and is a predicted model, not a curated record.
AUUACUGUAAAGUAUAUUUUGGUAUUUUGUGAUGAAAACUGCAGCAGCUCAGAUGUGUGCCCCAAUUCAGGGUCACUUAUGAGUCAGCACCCUUACAGCCAUAUCAACUAAGAUUAAAAGAGAAACAACACUACCUUGCCCAUGCUAGUAUGAGCAGAGUUGAUAUGGUCCUGAACAUCGUGAGCACAUGACUUCAAAGAUGGACAACUGGGUCUAUUAUAAGUUGUGAUUGGCCUUAAGCUGACUUACAACCAUUGAAGAACUUAACAGGAUUUCUCUCAUUCCUGAUUUAUGCCUAAUUGCCUCACACCACCAGCUUAACCAUGUAUGGAAGUGCUCGGUCAGUCGGUAAGGUUGAGCCAAGCAACCAGAGUCCAGGGCGUUCACCAAGGCUGCCACGGUCACCACGCUUGGGCCAUCGUCGAACCAACAGCACAGGAGGCAGUUCUGGGAGUAGUACUGGGGGUGGCAGUGGGAAAACCCUUUCAAUGGAAAAUAUUCAGUCCUUAAAUGCUGCCUAUGCUACGUCUGGCCCUAUGUAUCUGAGUGACCAUGAGAACGUGGGUGCAGACACCCCAAAAAGCACCAUGACUUUGGGCCGAUCUGGUGGGCGGCUGCCUUACGGUGUUAGGAUGACUGCAAUGGGUAGCAGCCCUAACAUUGCCAGUAGUGGAGUUGCCAGUGAUACUAUUGCAUUUGGAGAGCACCACCUCCCUCCAGUGAGUAUGGCAUCCACUGUGCCUCACUCACUGCGCCAGGCCAGGGAUAACACAAUAAUGGAUCUGCAGACACAACUCAAAGAAGUAUUAAGGGAAAACGAUCUGCUUCGCAAGGAUGUGGAGGUGAAAGAAAGCAAGCUGAGUUCUUCCAUGAACAGUAUCAAGACCUUCUGGAGUCCUGAACUAAAAAAGGAGAGAGCUCUGAGGAAAGAUGAAGCUUCAAAAAUCACCAUUUGGAAGGAACAAUAUAGAGUUUUGCAAGAAGAAAACCAGCACAUGCAGAUGACUAUCCAGGCUCUCCAAGAUGAGCUGCGGAUCCAGCGGGACCUGAACCAGCUGUUCCAGCAGGACAGCAGCACUAGAACCAGUGAGCCCUUUGUGGCAGAGCUGACAGAGGAAAACUUCCAACGACUUCAUGCAGAGCAUGAACGCCAGGCCAAGGAGCUAUUCCUGCUACGUAAAACCUUAGAAGAGAUGGAACUGCGUAUUGAGACACAGAAACAGACCUUAAAUGCACGUGAUGAGUCCAUCAAAAAGCUGCUGGAGAUGCUGCAGAGUAAAGGUCUGUCAGCAAAAGCCACUGAGGAAGAUCAUGAGCGAACAAGACGGUUGGCUGAGGCAGAGAUGCAUGUGCACCACUUGGAGAGCCUUCUUGAACAGAAGGAAAAAGAAAACAACAUGUUGAGGGAGGAGAUCCAUCGUCGAUUUGAAAAUGCUCCUGACACAGCCAAGACAAAGGCUCUGCAAACCGUUAUUGAGAUGAAG